UGACAUGGCAUGACAGAAGUCUCAAAAGGAUACAGAUAAAGUUUAAAUCUAAAUUUUGAGUUUGGGAUUUUAAUUUAUUGAAGGUUUAGCUUUAGAGACUUGCAUACGUGGGGCUGAAGAUCAGGAUUAAAAUUCUUUCGAGUUGGGAAACUUUAGGUUACUUGAUUUUACUUUUUGAGGGCGAUUUGAAGGGUUGUUUGAUGAUUUGAGUUGACUUGACUUGGUAGGAGGAUAAAAAGAUUAAGAGGGUGGAGAAGAAUAAGACAAGAGGGAUUUAUCGAUAGAAGGAGAGUGAUAGGAAAGAUAAUAGGAAGGAAGAGGAGAAUAAGAGAGCGCAGAGAAAAGAAGUUCACAAACGAAUCGGAUUACUCUGAUUACUUCGAUUACUUCGAGGACUUGAACUUGUACGCAUCUCCAAUUUCGAAUCCGAAUCUCGAAUCCAAAGACAAAGACGAAGUCGAAGAAAAGAUUGAAAGAAUUAUACGAAGUAGAGAGAUUUGUGUCGCGGACUUUGAAGAGGGCUUGUGAGAGAUUUGGAAGAAGCUGGGCGGUAUUAUACGUCUGCGUCUGCGUCUACGCGGUUCUGAAAUUUUAGUUUCUGCGACGAAGAUUUAUUGGGUGAGAGAUACGACAGAAGGUGUGAUUUGGUGGGAUACAAUACGAUACGCCACGACACGACACGACACGACACGAUACGAUAUCAUAGGAUAGGAUAGGAAGACGAGGACGUGAAUUUAGAUCAACGAUCUUGGGAUAAGGAAGAUUAUCGAAUACCAGCAGACGGGAUCAGAUUUGUGAGAACUUAGAGAUCCUUAGAGAUUCGAAGAGAGAGCAUUGCGAGGAUUUGUGAAGUGGGUUUAUUACGAUAUUUAUUGUGAAUGGUGGUCGUAAGAACGGAUAAGGAAUAAGAGGAAGAAGGUACAAGAAGAUUUCUGCGAGCAACAUAUAUUUGGACCAAUCUUUGCACCAUUCUCGGAAUACAUAUACCUGCCUAUCUACCUACUCAUCCCGAUAUCAAGUCACUCAAGCAGACAAUUUUCUCCCUUAAAUAAUUCAUCAACCCCGCCAUAGCAAUGGCUUCAACUUCUACCCCUCCAGUAGGCCGAACACAAACCCGAAUCCAAGGACAAGCACAAACGGCUCCACAGAAUCGCGGAAGUUUAACAAUCACACAAUCACAAUCGAAUACAAAUACACCUGUUCUACGUUUGAGAGGUGCGCCAAAUACAGAAAGUGAAAGUAGUGCGGAUGGAGAAGCAGAUUUAGGAAGAGGAAGGAGAAUUCAGUGGGCGGAAGAUGUGGUGGAUAAUGAAGGGUUGGGAAGGAAGAAGAGUAAAGUUUGCUGCAUAUACCACGCUCCUCGACCCAUCGAUGAAUCCUCGGAUGAAAGUUCGAGUGAUAGCGAUGAUAGUAGUAGUGAUGAUGAUGAUGAUGGGAGUGCGAAGCCUUCUGGGGGUGGAGGGAAAGGCGGUGGAAAUGAUCAUGAUCAUCAACAUGGAGAUGGAUGUGGACAUGGGAAAGGAAAGGGAAAGGGUAAAGAAAGGAAAAGAAGUCCGAAUGCUUAUGAGAGGCAGCCGAAUUAUAAGGGAAAGGGAAAAGGAUGAUUGUAAAUGGUCUAAGAAGGGAAGGGGGACAGGGGAGAGGAAAUAGUAUUUUCAUUCAGGUCAUGAUGUAAUGUGAUACACUCGAGAAUGACAUUUUCUUUAAUAGAAUAUGGGUUAUUGGAGUUAGUUUCUGCCUACCUACAUAGUAUGCAUUGGGGUUUGAUGUUUAGAUGCACAAGUGCAUGAAUUUUAGACUUGGGUAUGGAUACAGGAAUAUAUGAAUGGUUAAAUCAGUGAGAAUAGAACAGAAUAGACGAAUAAAUAAAAUGGCAUGAAAA
Molecule: messenger RNA, 1882 nt
Organism: Botrytis porri
Lineage: Eukaryota; Fungi; Ascomycota; Leotiomycetes; Helotiales; Sclerotiniaceae
Exons: 2
Coding region: 1074-1604 (176 amino acids)
Cellular component (GO): nucleus
Molecular function (GO): protein serine/threonine phosphatase inhibitor activity; protein phosphatase 1 binding
Source: RefSeq, a predicted model, not a curated record